AUGGUAGCCUGCGUCGCAGACGUGAUCUUAUCGCAGUUAGUAAUGUCUGCGAAGUAGCUCCGAGGUUCUUGUUCGACGCCCCAAACGGACCUUUGAAUCAGUUAUCGGAAGGACGUUUGCAUUUCCCUUCAACCCGGACCAAUCACGGCGCGUACUCAAUCCUGGUACACAGCAGGCUCCCUGAAGAACAGUGACGGAAGAACGAAGAACGGCGACGGCAACGCGACAAACACCAAAAGCCAAGCCUUUUGGUAUGUUUAUUUACCGUUGUCUGCGUAAAAUUUGUUUUUUGCUGAAUGUGGCGAACUAUGAAGUUGAUGACCCCAAGACGUAGAAUUUUUCCUCCUUUUUUUUGAACGUCGAUGCGAUCAAAGUUGUUUUCGCUGUCGUCGCCGUUGUGAUCGCUUAAGCUCCUCGAAUCACAUCCAUUGAGACCAUUGUAAUAGAAAACAAAACCAAAAUAAAACAUCAAACAAAACAAAUCAACAACAAAAAGCAAGACAUGGCCUUUCUUUUUGCUUUUUAUGGGGUUGUUAGUUUUGCUCUUACAACUCAAAAUUAAGUCACUUCACAUCCUCUGAUUCAUUUCUCUCGCCAGAAGAAUAACGUCGCUUGAAACAAAAAUCGCGCAACAUCUUUGCGGAUGGAGCAAUCAACAAAUCAAGUAACACGAAAUUUCGAAAAGACACCUCAACUCAGUAGCUACAAUAAUUUCGGCAACACUCGAAGUUACAUCCCAUUUAGUUAAUUUUCACAAUUUAUUUCAGACCUACUGGUGGUUCUAAUGUUUUUGGUGCUGGGCGAUACAAGCCGGACCAGUUAACAGAAGCGGUAAGUAUUGCAAUUUCCCACAAGAUCACCCGACGCCUGCCACUUAUGUCCAGAAAUGCACGCAAUGGCGAAAAUGGCGAAACUGGCGAAAAAUCACCAGCCGCUGGCGAUUUGAAUUGGAUGCCAAAAGUGGCCCCUUGGAGGCUGGCGAUUUUGGCAAAAAUGGCGAUUUUGGCGAAAUUGGCGAUUUUGGCAAAAAUUGCCAUGCAUGCAAUGGCGAAAAUGGCGAAAAAUCACCAGCCUCUGGCAAUUUGAAUUGAUGCCAAAAGUGGCCCCUUGAGGCUGGCGAUUUUGGCGAAAUUGGCAAUUUUAUAAAAAUCGCCAUGCAUGCAAUGGCGAAAAUGGUGAAACUGGCGAAAAUCACCAGCCUCUGGCGAUUUGAAUUGAUGCCAAAAGUGGCCCCUUGGAGGCUGGCGAUUUUGGCGAAAAUGGCGAUUUUGGCGAAAUUGGCAAUUUUGGCAAAAAUCGCCAUGCAUGCAAUGGCGAAAAUGGUGAAACUGGCAAAAAAUCACCAGCCUCUGGCGAUUUGAAUUGGAUGCCAAAAGUGGCCCCUUGGAGGCUGGCGAUUUUGGCGAAAAUGGCGAUUUUGGCGAAAUUGGCAAUUUUGGCAAAAAUCGCUAGAGGGCUGGCGAUAUGUGGCAAAAUAUUCAAAUUGGAUGCCAAAAGUGGCCCCUUCAAAGAAGAUAACUAAAGAGGUCCUUAUAACUGCGAGGCAACAGUACUAAAAAAAAGUUCAAAUUACUUGCCUAAUAAGAGGCCCCAAUAACUGUGAGGCAACAUUUAUCAAAUACAACUGAAUCAAAUAUAUGACAAAACAGCUUUACCUAACUGUCAAACAACAUUAUUUUUUCAAAUACAACUGAAUCAAAUAUAUCUGAAAACAACAAAUGCAAGUCGUUUCAGUUAAGCUAAUAUGUAUUUGUGCCAUGUACUUCACAGGUUAAGUAAACAUUUCCUUACUUUCGAUGUCGCUUGACUUACCAAAAGUGAUUUGAUGCGCUGAAAUAUCACACUAGCAUCAUUUGCUUUUGUAUGGUUCAUUCCUUUCAAAGACUUACAAGUCCACUAAUUACUCGAGGAGAGAACUACCAAGUCCUUGAAAUCAUAAUAAUUCCUUGCCAUGGACACUCUAACUUUUGAGGUUCGAUGUAGACCUUAACAAUCCUCACUGGUUACAAUUCUCUUCACAUUGGUUCCAUUAAAUUGUGAGGCAGCCUUAAAUCAAAAGCGAUUGCGCAACGCAUGGUUCCUGGCUAAAAGAUGCUUUCACGAUAACCAGCUAGUGUGUGCCCUUCAUUCUUUUUUGGUUCUCCACUAUACACAUUAUCUUCUUCCGUCGUUUUAAACUCUUCACUUUCUUCUCGCACUUACUUGCUUUGCUCUUUAGAGAAACGGUCCCCUAAAAGUAACGAAAGCCGAAAUGUCCAGCACCUUGCGUGCGCCAUUUUGAAAUGUGUGAUUUCGCUUAUUUCCACUUUAUGUAAACCUGCACGAAAUGUCACUUGUGCCCAAUACUUCACCGCAUUUAUUGAACAUAAACAUUGGAUCAAAGCAAUAACUUGUUUGUCUCUUUCAUAAAACAUAUCCCAUUCAAACUAAUUCUGUAUCUUUUCAUCACCUAGAUAUAUAAAAAGAGAGUGUACAUGUUUGUCUCGUUCUUCAAAAAUGUGUCCCAUUAUUGCUUUAUGAGGUGGGGCCAGAAAUUUAGAAAAUGUAUUGUUUUUUUGCGCUGAGACCACCAAACCAAUUCUCAGUACAAUAUGUUUCCAUUAAAUUGCUAAUGCUAAUGCUCGUCGAAACACGUCACCCGGCCUUUUUACCUUCUAUUUUAACAAUUGCCUGAGAGUCCCUGUGAACGACAUUAAUCGUUUUGCUUACAUAGAGGAGCUAUAAACAUAGAGUGACCAACAAAGUCGGCUGGGAAUGACACUAAUCGUUUCUACUUACAUAGAGUAGUUAUCCAAAAUCGACUAUUUCAACAUGGUCGCCGCGUCUGUAUAACAACUACUAAACCUUAUACGUUCAUGUUCUGUGAAACUGCAAUGAACCAGCUCGUUUAUAUAUACUUGUACGAUUGAACGCCAUUAUAACAAACAGGAUGGAUAUACAAGGCAAUACGGACCAUCUAAUUAUCUGAAUGCGUAGCCAAGAACCAACCUGGAUUCCUCAUAACAUAUAAUGUUGAACUGUCGCUAUUCAAACAAUGCCUACAAGCCUGGAAAAUUAAGGAUACCUAUCUUGGAUUUUUUGGUAAGAAAGUUGCCAUGAACAUUACGAAGAUUACCAUUUACUGAUAAUUGAAUACAACUCGUUGGCCAUUCGAUUUGAAUUGAGCAAGAAAUUAGUUAUAAGUGGUAAUUCCCCACCGAACACUCUUGUGUGGGACGAAUUUCAAAUCACAAGAGGUUAUCAAUUAAAGGUAAAAGCAUUAAAAACAGAUUAAUGACACUUAGUGUCAUUAUUAGUAUACAAUUAUACUAUUGGAAACAUUUUUAUAUUAAUAUGUGGUUAACUAUUUGGCAAUUAAUAGCCAUUUCAAAAGGGACCCUUUGCUAUGUCAUUUCAAUAAUUAUUUGUCUUGACAAAUUAGGUAUUUCAUCGAGUAAUUGCCAUUUCUGCCAAAACACGUUUUAACAACGAGGCCAACAUGCACUCUAUAUUUUUUUUUUAUUUGUGGUUGAUGAAAAGAUACAGAAUUAGUGCACGCCAUUUUCGCCAAAAUCCUCACUUUCCAAAGGGCCCCUUUGCCAUCUCAUUUGAAUUUUUGUUUACAGUUUGGCGAUUUUGGCGAUUAAGCGCCAUUUCUGCCAUUUUCGCCAAAUACGCCAUUUUCGCCGAAAUCGCCACUUUCCAAAGGGCCCCUUUGCCAUCUCAUUUGAAUUUUUGUUUACAGUUUGGCGAUUUUGGCGAUUAAUUGCCAUUUCUGCCAUUUUCGCCAAAUACGCCAUUUUCGCUGAAAUCGCCACUUUCCAAAGGGCCCCUUUGCCAUCUCAUUUGAAUUUUUGUUGACAGUUUGGCGAUUUGGUGAUUAAUUGCCAUUUCUGCCAUUUUCGCCAAAUACGCCAUUUUCGCCGAAAUCGCCACUUUCCAAAGGGCCCCUUUGCCAUCUCAUUUGAAUUUUUGUUUACAGUUUGGCGAUUUUGGCGAUUAAGCGCCAUUUCUGCCAUUUUCGCCAAAUACGCCAUUUUCGCCGAAAUCGCCACUUUGCAAAGGGCCCCUUUGCCAUCUCAUUUGAAUUUUUGUUUAUAGUUUGGCGAUUUUGGCGAUUAAUUGCCAUUUCUGCCAUUUUCGCCAAAUACGCCAUUUUCGCCGAAAUCGCCACUUUCCAAAGGACCCCUUUGCCAUCUCAUUUGAAUUUCUGUUUACAGUUUGGCGAUUUUGGCGAUUAAGCGCCAUUUCUGCCAUUUUCGCCAAAUACGCCAUUUUCGCCGAAAUCGCCACUUUGCAAAGGGCCCCUUUGCCAUCUCAUUUGAAUUUUUGUUUAUAGUUUGGCGAUUUUGGCGAUUAAUUGCCAUUUCUGCCAUUUUCGCCAAAUACGCCAUUUUCGCCGAAAUCGCCACUUUGCAAAGGGCCCCUUUGCCAUCUCAUUUGAAUUUUUGUUUAUAGUUUGGCGAUUUUGGCGAUUAAUUGCCAUUUCUGCCAUUUUCGCCAAAUACGCCAUUUUCGCCGAAAUCGCCACUUUCCAAAGGACCCCUUUGCCAUCUCAUUUGAAUUUCUGUUUACAGUUUGGCGAUUUUGGCGAUUAAGCGCCAUUUCUGCCAUUUUCGCCAAAUACGCCAUUUUCGCCGAAAUCGCCACUUUCCAAAGGGCCCCUUUGCCAUCUCAUUUGAAUUUUUGUUUAUAGUUUGGCGAUUUUGGCGAUUAAUUGCCAUUUCUGCCAUUUUCGCCAAUGCGUGCAUUUCUGGACAUAUCUCACGCCUGCCCCCUGACAGAACGUUUUAAAUCAAGAUGGGACAUUUCACGCCAAAAUGGCUCGAUCUUGACAAUCGUACGGGAAAAUAGGGUGCCUGCACUGUAAACAGUGUUGCACUUGUAUUGAGAAGUCACUUUCCUCUUCGUCAAGGGUGACUUCGUAAUACAUGUUUGGCUUUACUGAAAGAGAUCGGUCUCUGCAAUAGUGUUCGCAUUAAACCUCUUUAACGAAUAUUGUUCAUGGUGGAUGUGAGAUUUGCAGGAAGACUGUUGUUACUGUAAUUGAUGCCAUAAUGCAGUAAUGGUAUUUUGUUCCUACACAUUUGCUCAGGGUAGAUUUUAGCUGUUGAAACCUGGGUUAAGAUGACAAAAGGAAAGAGUGAAGUCUGAAUUCAGGUUUGAAAGCUAACAAAAAUAGAAAACUCAGUUAAAUUCUUUUUGUCUACACACUGAUGAUUGCAUACUCAAAAAAGAAUAGAAAAAAUGUUUCUGAGAAAAUGCUUUAUGAAAAAAGAAAAAGAAACCCAGAUAAAAAUUUAACCCUGAGUUUGCCGUCUAAUCAGCCUUCGAACACUUGGGCCCUGCAAUGAAAGCGAUUGACUCUUUGUUAUUAAAUUUGACAAGGAUAUGUCCAACUGAUGUCCAAACGCAGUUAAGAUUUCGCCGAACGUGGGCCAAUUUUAGUUGGACUUUGUUCGAUGACCAACUAUUAUUUGCAGCCCUGCACGAUUGAUAAAAAUGGGCCUUGUUUGUUUUCUUACAUCAAGAUGAGGCUCUUUUUGCUGUUGUACUCUACUUGCAGUUUUGUAAUUGUGAGUUAAUCACAUCUGCUCACUCACUUUGUUGUGUAAACCACAGCUGGUGUUAUACACCUUCAAGUCUUCUGAAAGUCUUCUUAGUUUUAUCUCGCAAAAUAUAUCGCAGGUACGUAUCAUUCUUACUAGGUUACUCUAUUCUUACCUGUUGUAUGUUUUUACAAUAAGCAAUUAUUGAAAAAGUCUGGAUAAGGUGGUUUUUAUUUCUCCUUUUCACAAGGUACCGUUGCUUACCUUUUAACCAUUGUAUCUGUUUUGUAAUGUUUUUUUUUUUUAAAGGAUUAUUUUAUUAAGCGUAAAUGAUUGGUGAAACGGUUACUGAAGUCGGUUUACUUAACAGCAAAAGUGAUACUUGAUCUGCCCACCAAUGACAUAUCGCGAUUUUUCCACGUGCUUAACCUUGUCCGAUAAAUGCUUAUUGCUUGGAAACAAGGGCCGAAAGUUAGCGGUCUGUAAUAUGCCCCUUUAUUCUCAAUGGAGCAAAUCAGAACCGCCUCAAUGAAGAGGAGAAGUCGUUACGUCACGUUGCCAUGGUAGCAAAAUGUCUGGACCUGAACAAACCGUGGCCCAUGGCACAAAAAAAAAAACGAAAAAGUUAACAUGAAUUCCUUUCCUGUGCAUGAUUGCACUCAGGAACAAAACAGUAGCCCAUACUUUUCUUCCAUCGUUCGACAAUGCAAAUGGCCGUCCUUAUCAAGAAAGAUUGUUAAGAUCCAGAUCAUGAUUCUGCCACCAUGGUAACGUGACGUCACACUUCUCCUCUCUCUAGAGGAGUUUGCUUGCUGCUUGUGGUUCACUUACACUAACAUUGCCAACGUGACAUCACGGAAGGCCCUCAUUAGGCUUUUUCAAUCCAGUUAUUCCGACCGUAAUCCUAAACAUGCCUUUCAAUGGACAGAUUUGCUCUUGGACUGAAUACAGCCUUUGUUUACAGUCGACCGAAUGACAAAACGUCGAUAUCGUCAGUCUAAAUGAAAGGUGUUUAGAGCGCGUCUCCAAAUUAAGUGAUGUAUCGUUUUUCAGUGCAACUGGUUUGCCGAAUUUUCGUUGUCCAAUUCCCGUAUCACUUUCAUAAUUUCACGCUGAAUCUCCAUUUCGUUUCCCUCUAAAAUCCCGGAUCCCGACCGUCAAAUAAGCGGAAUCUCGGAUCCCAAAAAGCCUACUGAGGGCCCAUCCCGGGGGGGGACUCCCAUAUGAAAGGGGCGAGGAUGAUGGUCGGAACUUUUGAAUUAAACCCCUAAAGGAGACCAAUCUGGGCGUGGCCCAACCUUUUUAGACCCCUAAAAAACUUUGAUUACAUGAAUCGAGAAAAUCAAACAAAUUGAAAAAAUAUGUAUUUUUUAUAUUUCUUCGCGUGCAACCCUAAAAGAGACCUUUACGGCUAAAUAUAAUGGCGUUUUGCCCAGAACAACGUAAAUGAGACCAAAAAUUACACCCCUAAGCGUGACGACGUGCAUCCACGCCCCUUUCAUAUGGGAGUUCCCCCCGGGGGACCCUUUAGUUCGUCUUCAACGUCUGGUGCUUGCCGGUCUAAAAUUAAAAUGGCUUUACUAGAGAUUUUAUGACAGGCAUAUUAACAGCUUGUACUAUAAUAGCCAAACUUAAUCCUGAAUUAUGUAGUUUCCGUAUUACUGAAUUUCUUUUAGAAAUAAAUCCGCUUUUUUCCAUUUUCAGUUUGAGUCUGAUAGUAGCAGUGGAUGUAUUUUACUGUUGUAUUCUAUGAUAUUGUCCAGGUCAAUACGAAAGUAAGUGAUGCUCUAGUAAAUGAUAUUUAACCCUUUAAGCCCUAAUAUUCACAUACAAAUUCUUCAAACUAAUACUAGAUAUUUCCUCAAAGAAUUAGUUGAGAGAAUGUGAUUAAAAAAAUCAAAGCAUUUUCCUUUCAAUGAUCAUUUCCUUAAUUCUCAUAACCUUUAGUCUUGAUUUUGCAUUGAUAUCGUGAGGAGAAAGUUGAUGUUGGUCACUCUUAAAUGAAUAAAUAACAAUGUAUGAUUUAGAUGUAGCGUAUCCACAUGGUUGUUCUUCGUCUAUAACUCCUGAUAAGGAUUGUCAUUUAGUGCCGGGGGCCAGGCAUUUCCCCCGGCUGUUAUGAGUAUGACCCCUGCCCACUUUCUUAGGACACAAAAGGAAAUAGAAUCAAAGAACCUCCCAGCUGUUAAAUCCCCGCCUUCCAGUAAGUGCAUAUGCACGGUACAUUGCUUAUCUUGUGACUUACGUUGCAUCUCAUGCUGGCAUUUUGAGCUGAUCUUUGCGGAUCAGGUGUUUUAUUCCAAUCUUUGCGGAUUCUGGCUCCCACCCCCUCCCUCCCCUUUUUGGGUUUGUCCGUUGGUAAGUAUGGGGUCAGGUGAAUAUUUUCCACUGAAUUUCCUUCAGUGUGACGGUGCCAGUUGGCGGCUGCAUGCAGGGGUGGUUCCCGCUUGCAGGGUUGCCAUGGAUACCUCCUUGCUAUGUCUGAGGCGCUCAGGCUCCCGUCCAACCAUUAAGGCACCAGUUCUCAAGUUCAUCUAUUGGCGAUGAGUUUAACGGCAAAUAGUUGACUAGGGGCAAAGAAGUAUCUAUGUCAGUAGAAAUCGAGAGUAAGCCUUUGUGUUAUAAUUUCGAGAAAAAUAAUCUGCUAGUAUUAUAUUGCAAGUUUAAUGUAAGGGAGCUUCUGGUGAUUUUUAUCAAGUAUUUAGUGGCCUUAAACUUUUCUUGUUGUUGUUGUUUAAGAGUGAUAUCUGAUAUGGAUGAACCUCAAGGCAGGCUGAUGGGUGCUCACGGCUACUGCACGCAGGUUAGAUUUUCAAUGCAGUACCUGUAUACUACAAUAUUUUUCAUUUACGGGUAUCAAUCUGACGACGACGACGAGGAUGAUGAUAAUGAUGAUUUCCCCGACGUUAAUCUUAAAUGGAAUGGAUAGUCUUUGUAGGUUAUGCCUUCGCGUGCCUAUUUAUUUUAAUAGAAUGUUCAAUAUUAUAAUUUUUUUGUAUGUCUGCUAACACCAUUCUUAGCGCAGUUUUCCCAGGUGCGGUGGUAAGGUGUUCCCUUAGUCCCUUGAUGUAUCAUACAAGUGUUUGUUACUUUGUUUGGUUGUCUGUUUCCGUCUUUCUUUCGUUCUUUCUUUAUAGCUGAAAUUUCGUCCAGUUUGAGCUUCCUUUUCAUUAAUUGCAGAAAAAGUCUCAUUCUCGUUCUUAUUACAUGUAUUGUCCUUUACAGGAACUGGUGAACUUGUUAAUAACUGGAAAGGCUGUCUCAAACACAUUCGAUAACAUCAUGGAAGUUGAUACAGGGGGUUCGAAAAAGGUGUAGUAUUUAAGACGAUGUCAUGAAGGAUAUUUUUCAUCGUGGUUAAUGUGUUUAAAGGGUUCCGUUUAUCGUUUGUCCCAAGAUUGUCACUACUGAUCGCUACUUACUUAGGUCCUCGUCAGGCGAUAAAGUUGAUUUCCUGAGUGAGACUGUUUGUACCCCACCACCAUGGUUGUUAAUGAUUCGUGUACAGUCACCUCCGUUUUACGGACACCUCGCUAAUUCGGGACACUUUCUAUGGCUCCCUUAGUGUCUGUAUUCACGCGGUUUGGCUGUAUCACGCACCUAAAGCGACUUUUACUGAUAUGUGAAAAUUUUCCUUGUCAUCGGAGAAAAAAAGCCCUUACUUUUUCUCUUAAUUCAACCCGUGUAAUACGAACACCCCGUUAAUACGGACACUUUCUAUGGCCCCCUUAGAGUCCGUAUGUACGGGGUUUCACUGUAUCACAAACCUAAGACGAUUUUCACAUGUGACAGUUUUCCUUGUCCCUGGAGAAUGAAAGCCCUGAGAUUUUUCUUAAUUCAACCCUCUUAAUACAAACACCUCGUUAAUACGAACACUUUCUAUACCCCCCUUAGAGUCCGUAUGUACGGGGUUUCACUGUAUCACGAACCUAUUAAAGAUUAUUUUCAGUAAUAUGUAAAACGGAAUUACAACGAUUCAGUGUGAUACAACCCCAUCAUCUCGAGAAUAUCUGAAGGAAUUCCCCUUAUUCUCUGCAACUGCUGAUGCCUCUUAGUUUCUUUAAACAUUCUGUUUAAUCUUUCGACGUGAACGUCUUAUAGUAAGGUUUUUUGCUUCCCUAUAAAUGCUAACAUUUACUGAUUUUUUUUUUUAUUUUUUUUAUUUUUUAGAAUGUCUUCAAAGGGAUAGAUAAACAAAGUGAGAUCGGGUUUCUGUCCUUAUUUGAACAUUACAAAUCAUGCGAGGUUGGUGAUGAUUAGAGAUAUUAGCGAGCUUAAGCAACGGUGACGGCGACGGCGACGGCAACGAGGACGGGAAAAAAGCAAUAGGUUUAGAGCCUGUUUACAUGGAGGUGGGGGACCCCAGGUAGGGGAGGUAACCCGCUUAGGUCGGGUAACCCACCUCUCCAUAUAAUCUCCCAUUUUAAUUUGAUCACGUUUCAUGAUAGGUGGGGUGACCCGCUGCAUGUUACCUCACCUAUCUGGAGUCCCCCACCGCCAUGUAAACAGACCCUUAGAUUGGCAAAACAAUACGCUUUUUUGUGCAUUUCUUCGCCGUCGUUGCACGACUACAACGUGAAGGUGCCUAAUUUCACGUUUUGUCGAGGACGAGAACAUGCGACUUUCUUUUCCUGUACUUUGAUACAGUCCUUUAGAAUUCAACUACAAAAAAUUUGCCAACAUUUGACGAGUUAAACGAGAUGCUAUAAGCGCGAUAAAAUUUGAGGCAACGCGAAUUCACUUUUCAGGUGACUUUUUCGUAGUCGUUGUUGUCGUUGUUGCUUAAGCUGCCUAUUUCUUUGGGUAGAGAGGAAAGAAGGGGGGCGGGGGUGUGAUGAAAGGGGCCGGGAGGUGCUUACCCACUGUCACCGUCUUUAGGGAGUUUAAGCAGCUACGUUUUGAGCGACACAUGUCAACCGGAAGUGAAUUUUUUUUUCUAUGUGCCUUUUCUCUUAUGUGUUCAAAAUCACGGCUCAAGAGUGCAAAAAGUACACUUCCGGUUGACGUGCGUCGCUCAAAAACGUCGCUGCUUGAAUUGCCUUUUAUUUUUCUGCACACAUACAAGGCUGCUUCCUGUUCCUCCUAGUUUAAGUGGAACAGAACUCGUUGUUCUUCUUUAAUACAUUGAGGCAAACCUUAGGGUGGAGCUCCCGUCCAUAAUAGUGGACCUUGGAAAUGAACAGACUGUUAGACGUUUUCGUAGCCAUCGCCGUCGCCGUCCUUGUUGCUUGUUGCAGGCAUUAACUCGUCUGGAUAGAGCCAAGCUCUGUAGAUAGGCUGGUUGACAUACGUUGGUUUACAACGUCCCGAGUAGAAAAUAAAGGCGACUGAAACAAUCCAGAUUAUUAUAUGGAAAUCAGGCUUAAGGUUUAACCCUUUAUGUCCCACGGGUGACCAACAUCAAUUAUCUCCUAACAAUAUUUGUACAUUAUCAAGAGACCGGGUUAUGAGAAUUAAUAAAGUCAUCACUUAAGUGAAGAUGCUUUGAUCUUAAAUCAUAUUCUCUCAACUUGUUUUUCAAGGAAAUGUAAGGAGAUCAGUAUGAGGAAUUUUUAUGUUGAUAUUGGGGCUUAAGGUUUAACCGGCGUAUAGUUCAAAGGAGCAGUUUUGCUGCCCUGCAGAACAGGCGUUAUUUUUCACGUUUCUCAAACAAACUGCUGUGAUAAACAUAUAAGGAAAUAUAAACGCAUUUUUGUUUAUCACCGCUGUUUGCUUUUUGUUUCUUCUUCAGCUUAGAUGGCCAAACAACAUGAGUAUCUGCGAUGUACUGACAAAAUUCAUCAUUUCAUUUGCUACAGGUUGGUGUGAAUUACAAGACUCCCAAUUAUCCUAUUUGGGUGAUAUGCAACGAGAGUCACUUCAGUGUCUUUUUCUCUAUCGACAGAAACCUCUUGGACGACUGGUAAGCUUAUAAUGACUGGUAAAUGGCCGUAUUUACACUAGAGACGGAUUAUCCGUUGGAUAAUUCGCGUCAGACAGAUAAUACGUCUUAGUUUUGGAUGGACAAUCCACCUGACUUCAUCCAUCUGUAUUUCCUUCAAUUUUGACGGAUUUUCAAGAUGGAUUAUCCGUCUCAAACGGAUAAUCCGUCUCCAGUGUGAAAACAGCCAUUGAUACUAGCCAAUUUACGGCAUUUGAACUUAUCAGCCUGUUUUUAUUCUUCCUAAAGACUUCUAUUCUUUGAUGUUGUCACUGAAAGCCAUUUAUGUAGUAGUGAGGAGUUUUAUUCCCUCCGUUUUGUUAAAAACACUGAUGGUGUAAAAGGGAUGCUACGUCCUGGUCACUUAUAGUGCUUUACCGAAGCGUUAUAAAAUUACGUCUAUCAGCGACCAGUUUAUGAUGGUCGGACACCAACUGUAUGAAGGAGUGGGAAACUGUCCACUUACCCCUCCCCUAAGCCAACAUUAACACUUACUUCUCACUUAGGGCAAAAUGUUGGCUUAGGGGAGGGGUAGGUGGGCAGUCUCCCAGAAACGUAUAAUGAUCAGAUCAAAGCGUGCAACCUCAGAGGCAACGUUUUGGUAUCGAGGUUUCUCGGUUACUGACCACCUACCCCUCCCCUAAGUCGACGUUAACUUUUAUUUCUCACCAAGGAUAAAAUUGUUACAUAGGGAAGGGGUAGGUGGUCCAAGCUUUGGGCACCUCCAAGGGAAAUUGGACCAAGAGUACUCUUGUUAGACGCUUAUACUAAGCUUAGCAAGCCAUGAUGCCCACACGACCGAGGCUUCUCCCAGUCUCUUUAGUAUGAGAAACCUGGGUGUAAUGCUUUCCUCCCCCGCCAUCUCUCCCGCUAGGAAAGGAAACUUCUGCAUGUGGGCUAUCGCAGGGUUACCGCUAGCAGUAUGUCGCUGGGUUCCGUUAAUACACAUGAGUGAGGAGAGACAACGUUAAGGAAUGAACGCGAUGGCAGGGCUUGAAACCUGAACUACGGAUCCGAAGCCAGAGGUCCUUGCUGGCCGGAAGUCCUAGUCAUAAUUGUUGAAGCACUCGCGGAUUUCUUCGCCCCUUCCGCUUCAAUGUUUAUACAAAAAAGUCCAAGCAAUCUCUUAAAACCAACACUGGGAGAAGGAGACCUCAAGGGAAUCGGAGCAUGUUUUCGUGGAAUGACUUGGUUUAUCUUGUUUUUUCAAGAUUAUGAUAGUGAUUGCAGGAUUGGAUGUGUGGAUAAUGUGCUAUCUAACUGCAAUAUAGGAGUCGAUGUAGGCUCUAACGAUUGAUUGUUUGUUUGAUUGAUUGAUUGAUUGAUCGAUCGAUUAAUUGAUUGACAUACACAGGAGGUUAGAGAAGAAGUUUGAUCUUUAUUACUAUGAUGGUCUGGCACGGCAGGAUGAGGAGUUAAGAUUGACAGUUGGUGAGUAAGCAUUACCUCCUGUAAACUGCCAUAGUGUAAGCUAUAUGGUCUUGCCUGGGUACAUAGCUGUUACAGGCCUAGAAAAAAGAUACUUCAAGGUCAUGAAAAAGUCAGGGAAGUUAUUUUGAGUCAGGAAAAAUUGAAAUACUUAACAAAAACUAAGGGAAAAUUGAAAUUUUAAUUCCACGGGUUAAAUACCAUUAAUAUGGAAAAACGCAUUUCAGGUUAAUAUAAUCUCAGAGAUGUCUUUUGUUGAUGAAAUUACGAUAGCGUCCCUGUAAUAUGUAUGACAUCAUCUCAUUUCAACUAAAGCCUCCUUUUUCAUGAAAGAAAGAUAAAAAGGCGUUUUGCAAAUAAAAACAAGAAGAAAAAAAAGAAAAGAAAAAAAAUCAACACUAUGAAAGCGUAUUACAAAACGUACAUUUUAGGUGCCUGAAAAAGCCGUUUAAUUGUGGACGGCAGAAGACAUAAAACGGAGAAAAAAAUGGUUUCAAAAAUAUUCGGAUACGUGUGGACGGAGCCUUUAAGUAAUUUCAUCUUUCUCUUGAUAAAGAUACAACAAAAGAAUGCCCAGAAUACAAGGACACUGAUCUUGUGCCUCCACUGGAACACUGCAUACGAACAAGGUGAGACAACAGAGUUCAUUGUCAGAAAAGUGGACCUUUCGAUUCAGGGUUUUGAAUUUGGCCGCUUGGCACAAAAACGCCGUGCUUGGAGGCAAGAAACCUACUUGAACAAGAAGGAGAAAGUAAAUUUCCAAAUAAAAUAAUACAAGGUCUGUUUUUCUUGUCGUUCUGGUACGUUUCUUGCUCUCCAUCAAAUCGUUUUUGUACCCCGUCAUUCAUGAGUUAGCCUGCGUAGCAAGCGUUUCCAAUCGAGUUAUUGCGCGAAAGUUAGAGCGGAAGCAAAAAAAAGGUUCAUUUCAUUCAUUUUUUUUUGCUCUUGUCCCAGUUUUCUUGACGAACCUCGCGAGGAAACGCUUGCUACGCAGGCUAUUCAUGAGUUUGAAAAGGCCCAUAAUGGGAUCAUUCUUUAACACAGAGGUGUUUUUCCAGGCUCAUUUUCAACCGUCAGUCAAUGUGUCUGGUCAUUCAAAUUAAACCUCGUCAGCCCUACUCGUACUUUCACAUGUUUCCAUAUCUUGAGUGUAGUUCUAACUUUUAAGUCUGUGGAUGAAAUCCUCGCUAUGGUGUUACCAUUCAAAUGAAACCUCUUUAGCAAUACUUUCAGAUGUUUCUUUUAAUUUAGUAUGCACUGUUACGUUUGAGUCUGUGGACGAAAUACUACGACGUGAUCAUUCAAAAGAAACCUUUUAAGCAGUACUUUCACGUCGUGAUGGUAUUGUUUUUGCGUGUGGUGCCUAGUUUGUCGGCAAAUUUUUAAGGUGUUACUAUCCAAAAACCUAUUGCUUGCUCGUUAAAGUGGUUUUUGGAAUCUUUUUGGUUAUGAAAAGUUUAGUCGUUUUAGGAUUUCUUCUACUGACGCAGAAACAGGCGUGUUUGAUGUAUUUGUCGAUGUGUCGGGCUGAAUAAAAGCUAGAAAUAUUUUAUGCACCAUGAGCGGAUUCUCGCGCGCUGAUUGGUUGAGAGCUUUGUUCGAACAGAGUGCAUACCAUGGAAAUAACGUCAUGAUGGCGCAAUUUGUUUUUCUCUUUCUCUCGCGCGCGAUUUUCCGAGAAACCUCAACGUGAAUGGACGCCAAAAACUGGCAAUGUUAUUGUAAGAAACAAAUCGGCAACAAUUUUCUAUGGUAUGUACUCUUGUCUACAAUAUAAAUGACGUAAAAAUGUUCAAAACUUUGCAAUGAAACCGCGGCUCCUGGUUCCACUUGAGUUUUGAACAUUGUGACGUCAUUUCUAUGGUAGAUAAGUUUACAGACCAAGGAUUGUUAAAACCAGCUUGUAACAUGACACAGAACGCAAUAGUUGGCAUACGAUAAUUCAGCGUCCUUGUCCUAAGAUAGUGGUAAACUAUUAAACCCUUGUGUAUUUUUUUUACUUAUCGCACAGGUGGAAGAAUGCUGUCAUAGACUGGAAUGGAUCGGAACCUAUCUUAUGA
Porites lobata is the source of this 14936-nucleotide messenger RNA. The record is from the annotation of a GenBank genome assembly. Lineage: Eukaryota; Metazoa; Cnidaria; Anthozoa; Scleractinia; Poritidae.